AUGGUGGAAUCUGUCUCAUCCCCUCCUUCCUCCCCCUUCCUCCUCCUCCCGCCCCCCUCCCCCCUCUCGCUCCCACCGCACAGUGCGGACUAUUCUGUAGAGAUAGACCUGUGCGGAUGUUCAGUAGAGACAGGCUUCGUAGGCCUACUCUUUGCAGUCAGAGGAGCUCUGAGGCGCGUCAAGACCCCUCCCUUCAUCCUGCCCUCCCUCCCUCCCUCCCUCCCUCCCUCCCUCCCUCCCCUAUUCCACCCUUCCGCGCAGUGCGGAGUAUUCAGUACAGACAGACCUGUACAGACAGACCUGGUGGGCCCACUCUUUGCACUCAGGGGAAGGCAAUACCGCCGCCACGACCUUCAGCUUGUAAAUAGCCGAGGCCACGUGCUAGAAUGCAGUCACUACGUGCCGGCCCACAUCCCGCCCAAUCAAAAGCUGCCAUGUGUCAUCUACUGCCAUGGGAACAGUGGCUGCCGUGCCGACGCCAGUGAAGCAGUGUUUGUGCUUCUUCCAUCCAACAUCACAGUCUUUGCUCUCGACUUCUCGGGAUCAGGCAUGUCCCAAGGGGACUAUGUCACGCUGGGGAGAUUCGAGAUGGAGGAUCUCACAACAGUGGUGGACCAUCUACGAGCCGAGGGCUCUGUGUCGCUCAUCGGCCUGUGGGGGAGGUCAAUGGGGGCUGUUACCUCGCUCAUGUACGCAGCAAAGGAUCUGUCUAUAGCGGGGAUGGUCCUGGACAGCCCGUUUUCCAACCUGCCCAACCUCAUCCUGGAGCUCGUGGACACCUUCAAGAUCAAGCUGCCCAAAUUCACGGUGAAGAUGCUGGUGUAUUACUUACGGAACCUGAUCAAGAAGAAGGUACCGGAUUUCGACAUCAACGAUUUAGACGCUGUGGGCGUGGCGAGGAGCAGCUUCAUUCCGGUGCUGUUUGGGCAUGCCUCGGGAGACACCUUCAUUCUGCCACAUCACUCGCAGCAAAUACACGAGGCCUAUGCGGGUGACAAGAAUCUGAUCACCUUUGCUGGGGACCACAACUCCCACCGCCCCAACUUCUUCUACGACUCGGCCUCCAUCUUCCUCCACAACGUGCUGCAGCCGCCCCCCAUAGAGGAACCCCCCGCCUCCUCCCUCUAUAGUCACAUCCCUGGGGGGUCUGAUGCGCAACAGCCAGUGCCGCGUGCUGCUUAUGGUGGUGCUACACUCACUGCUGCUGCUGGUGCCGGUGCUGUUGGUGGUGGUGCUUUUGGCGGUGGUGGUGGUGGUGGUGGUGGUGGUGGGGUAUCAGGCAGGAGUACAAGAGCCGAUGUCCCUCCAAGUGCUGACGAGUUGAACCCUCCACACACCACCUACCAGCGCCCACCCCCCGUUGCUGAGCCAGCAGAUGAGCUACUGAGCAGCGAGGAGUUGGCGCGCUUCAUGGCACAUUUUGCUGCUUCCGUGCCGCCUGGAGAAGAGCUUGCUCCCGGACUGGAAGACGACUAUGAUGAGGAUGAGAUGCUUCAACAAGCCAUUGCCCUUUCCUUGCUCGAUGUACAAGAUCAAGAAGGGGGAUCAAGUGCUCAUGCAACGAACGCUAGUAGAUGA
Molecule: messenger RNA, 1578 nt
Organism: Closterium sp. Naga37s-1
Lineage: Eukaryota; Viridiplantae; Streptophyta; Zygnematophyceae; Desmidiales; Closteriaceae
Source: the annotation of a GenBank genome assembly